CUGAUUGGAAAUGGAGGAUUCCGCCGGAGGAGCUCGCAAAGCAACCAAGAGUAAACUGUUUGAGUUCCUUGUCCAUGGAGUGUAAGGAGAGGAUGUGGAGGUGUUGUUGCCUUUGACAGUAUCGUAUUGGCACUAACCUUCGACAAAGAAAGCAAGUCCCACCAAUUUGGGUUUUUACAGGGAUUAUCUGUGCCGUGGCUGCCGGUAACUCUGGAUGGCAGACAGACAGGCUGUUGCAGCCGCAGCCGCAGCCCAUGUUGUGGCCUCCCUCUGUGGCCCUUUACUCCUCCACUGCGACCUUGAAAGCGAGAGAUAGCCGGACAGGUGUUGGGAGAUGUAUGGCUGCCCUGUUCCCAGAUCCUGCUGUGUCCACAUGUUCCUCUCCAGAUCCUGCCCACCGGCCCAGGGCUCCCCCGUGGUUCGCCCGCUCUGAGACCAGGGUCGAGAGGGGGACUGACUUCGCCCCCAUUGACCUAGGGCGGCCAGGGAUGGCGUCAGGGGCCCGGAUGCCGCAUCAGGGGGCACCAAUGGGGCCGCCAGGCCCGCCAUACGGAGGAGCGGCCUCUGCACGUCCUGGGCUCCCCAAUCCGGCGCUGGACCCCAGCCGGAAACGUCCAGCCCCCACCCAGCAGGCCCAGCAGCAGCAGCAGCAGCAGCAGCAGAUCCAACAGCAGCAGCAGAUCCAACAGCAGCAGCAGCAGCAGCCUGCUCUGCCGCCGCCGCAGCCAGCCAUGCCGUCCCGGCCCAGGAAGAAACCUGUGGGAUUUCCAGGAGCCAAUGAGAUGGCCCCGAGACAGAUCGACAUGCGAGAGGCCCAAUCAGAUCCGCCAAUUGGAUCCAACGCCAAGAGAAGGAAAAUGGCUGACAAAAUUCUCCCUCAGAGGAUCCGUGAGCUUGUCCCAGAAUCCCAAGCCUAUAUGGACCUGCUGGCUUUUGAACGCAAACUGGACCAAACCAUCAUGAGAAAAAGAGUGGAUAUUCAAGAGGCUCUUAAAAGACCCAUGAAGCAAAAGCGCAAAUUGAGGCUGUAUAUCUCCAACACAUUCAACCCUGCAAAACCUGAAAUUGAAGAUUCAGAGGGAAGCAUCGCAUCCUGGGAACUGCGCGUUGAGGGAAAGCUACUGGACGAUCCGGCAAAACAGAAGCGAAAGUUCUCUUCUUUCUUCAAGAGCCUGGUCAUCGAGCUGGACAAGGACCUUUAUGGUCCAGAUAACCACUUGGUUGAGUGGCACAGGACACAGACCACACAGGAGACGGACGGUUUUCAAGUGAAGAGACCUGGCGAUGUGAAUGUACGCUGUACAUUACUACUGAUGCUGGAUUACCAGCCCCCCCAGUUCAAACUGGAUCCACGGCUUGCUCGUCUCCUUGGCAUUCACACACAAACACGCUCCUGCAUAGUCCAGGCACUGUGGCAGUACGUCAAGACCAACAAGCUGCAAGACCCUCACGAAAAAGAAUACAUCAACUGUGAUAAGUACUUCCAGCAGAUAUUUGAUUGCCCGCGUUUGAAGUUCUGUGAGAUACCUCAGCGUCUCACUAACCUGUUGCUUCCACCAGAUCCCAUUGUGAUUAAUCACAUCAUCAGUGUGGAUCCAAAUGACCAGAAGAAGACAGCCUGUUAUGACAUCGAUGUGGAAGUAGAUGACCCGUUGAAGAAUCAGAUGAGUGGCUUCCUGCUCUCAACAGCAAACCAGCAGGAGAUUGCCCUGCUAGACAACAAGAUUCAUGAGACUAUUGAGUCCAUCAACCAGCUGAAGAUCCAAAGAGACUUCAUGUUAAGCUUCUCCAGAGACCCCAAAGCCUUCAUUGAGGACUGGAUUUGCUCCCAAAACAGAGACCUAAAGUUAAUGACGGACGUGGUUGGUAACCCGGAAGAAGAAAGAGGAGCAGAGUUUUAUAAUCAGCCCUGGUCACAGGAGGCUGUCAGUCGUUACUUCUAUAGCAAGAUUCAACAAAGAAGAGUAGAACUUGAACAGGCUUUGGCGAUACGCAACACCUAAAAUGUUCCCCAUGGGAAAAUGUGGGUUCAUCAUUUGGAUUGUGGGAACGACCAAUAUUGAGUCCACCAUUCAUGGCCGUUUUCAUCGUCUUUGGAUCGACAAGACAACUAUUAAUCAUCCAUCAUUUCUCCAGCAAUUUGACAACAUACAAUUUGAAGAGUUGCUGAGAAGGAGAAUGUUGUGCAGAGAAAAUGUAGAGCCAGAAAACAGAACUGAGCUUCAUAUGACUCUCUCACUUGCUCUAGUCUGAAAGACUAAUUGAAAGUAUUGUCUUAACUUUUCAUGUUCAUCCAGGGACUUCUUUCAUUUUGAUGGCCUUCUGCAAAGCACUGAUAAAAACAACCAAAUCUUGUUUUAUGUUUGUGUGUCUUUAGUGUCUGGUAGUGUAUAGAUGUUUCUCACUGUUUUGUAUUGUGAUUUUACAGUGGUAAAAUAUCCAACAGAACCUGAAAUACACCGUUUUAAUUACAGGUGUUUAAGAGAUAUGUAAAUGCUGUGUUCCUAUGUGCCCAAAAGCAAAUCACAACACAUGUUUGAGAUUGUAAAAAUCUAGAAUCCUAGAAGCAAAAGUAGAGGCAAAGUAGUCCAACAAACAAAGACCGCAUUGUGUCACUUGUCUAAAGAACGGAGAGACUUGGUGUCCUUAAAUGAUAGUAUAUGACAAGUACCAUUCAUACAGUGUAAAUGCUGGAUGGUUUUGUACAAUACUUUGUGUAUUCAAGUGAUUGUUCUUGUAGUCUACCAUGUGCCCUGUCCUAAAGAAUAACUUCCUGAUAAGGAUUGUGACAUCAAAUGAUGGUCAUUUUUUGUAGACCAUCUCCGUGUGGACAUAUGGAGCAUGUCUCUAACAAAAUACUUCAUGAAACUGUGUUGUAUUUGUUUCCCUUAUCCACAUACAGUACCUUCAAAGAAUGAUGGAUCAACUUGAUAAAAAUGAAAGACAACCAAUAGUUUGCACUUUUUCAUAUUGUUCAGCACCUUACCCAUCUUUUCUAACCAUCUUUACUGAGCCUUAUGAACACACACCAGGACCGGCAAUGUUUUAUUUGUAACCCCCCCCCCCACACACACACACACACUUCUUUUUUAAAAAGACUAUAUGCAUGCUGCAUGGGUAACUUGUCCGUUGUAUGUGGUGUUUUGCUUUUAAAGUUCUGCCAAAGCUCAAAAGGUUGAACACAAUGAAUAGGCGUUACUUAAGUUGGAUAAAAUGAGAGAUGUACAUGCACAGUAAACAAGAAAUUACCAAAGUGUUUGCUUGGAAAAAAAGAGGCUUAUUUGUGUACCUGUCUGUAGCCCUGUACCAGAUGUUGACUUUGUGCAAAGACUGUCAAAUUUUGUUAAUUUUAACCAAAUCAUUCAGCAUCAGCAGAGAGUUAUUGGUGGACUAAUAUGGCAGCUAGGUUUGUUUUUCACGUAAGACACCAGCAAAAUGUGUGGAUUGAUCAAUUAAACCGUUGAAGAAUGUAA
Messenger RNA from Engraulis encrasicolus (European anchovy), 3473 nucleotides. RefSeq names its product SWI/SNF related, matrix associated, actin dependent regulator of chromatin, subfamily d, member 3a (gene smarcd3a). Gene Ontology annotation, cellular component: SWI/SNF complex; nucleus. The transcript has 15 exons. Bases 255 to 2003 code for a protein of 582 amino acids. The record is from RefSeq and is a predicted model, not a curated record. Gene Ontology annotation, molecular function: transcription coregulator activity. NCBI's taxonomy places the organism in Eukaryota, Metazoa, Chordata, Actinopteri, Clupeiformes, Engraulidae. Gene Ontology annotation, biological process: regulation of transcription by RNA polymerase II.